GUUGAAAGGAGCCAGUCCCUGGACAGCAGCCCUCCUUGGUCCACGCUAGGAGAUGGCCAACUUUCUCUCUGACCUCAUUCAAUACCGGGGUUUGUUCCAAAUGAUCCUCGUGCUCGGAAUAGGCGGCAGCUUCCCAUAUGGGUUCCAUAUUUCUGUGAUCAACUACCCCUCCAUGCAUAUUAAAAAAUUUAUCAAUGAAACCUGGAUGGAUCGUCAUGGCUUCCCACUCCCUCAAGAGACCAUCCUGUUACUGUGGUCCUUCAUUGUGUCUGUCUAUGGCAUCGGAGGACUGCUGGGGAGUGUCUGCUGUGGGUACCUCACAACAAAGUAUAGGAAAAAGAAAUGCCAAAUGUUUACCAACGUGAUCAUGCUGGCUGCUGCCCUAUCCAUGGGUCUCAGCAAGAUGGCCAAAUCGUUUGAGAUGAUCCUUCUCGGUCGCCUCCUCUAUGGAAUUGGCAUUGGUUUUUCUUUUAAUAUACACCCUCAAUAUGUGGGAGAGAUUUCACCAAAGAAGCUGCGUGGAUUUACAAAUGCCACAGUGGCUGUUUUUUUGACACUAGGGAAAGUCGCAGGACAAGUGAUAGGCCUUGGGGAAAUGUUAGGAAGUGAAUCCUUGUGGCCUUUGCUGCUGGCAUUUAGCGCACUCACAGCAGGGAUCCAGCUCGUUACGCUCCCUUGCUUCCCCGAUUCCCCAUCCUACCUUCUGAUACAGAAGGACAAUGAAGAAGGCUUCAUGAAAGCCAUUAGGCAGCUCUGGGGUGAAGGUGACCAUCAAGCAGAAAUCAAUGACCUCAAGAAGGAGAAGGCAGCCAUGCCGAGCACCAAAAGCCUCCGGGUGCUUGAGGUGAUGAAGACGCGAUCUCUGCGCUGGCAGCUGUACGUGAUGAUCACCGUCAUGACCACAUUGCAGCUCUGUGGCAUCAAUGCAAUCUACUUCUACUCGUUCGAGGUCUUCCGCACUGCCAAGUUUGAAGAAGAGCUCAUCCCAUACGUUGCACUGGGAGUUGGGAUCUGCGAGUGCCUCUCAUCCAUCUUGUGUAGUUCCCUAAUCGAGUGCUUUGGGCGGAGGCGGCUGCUGUGGGGAGGCUAUGCCUCAAUGGUCCUGGUGCUCGCGCUGCUCACAGUGACCCUCUCGCUCCAACAUCACUUCUUUUGGAUGCACUACUGCAGCGUCAUUCUGAUCUUCCUCUUUGUUCUCUUCUACGGCAUUGGGCCCUCUGGAGCCACCAUCUCCGUCAUGGUUGAAAUCUUCAACCAGAACUUCCGCCCAUCUGCCUUCGUCAUCGUGGGGAUCAUCAACUGGUUGGGUCUCUUUCUGCUCGGGAUGAUUUUCCCGGUCAUUGUGGAAUAUCUUGGUCCCUUCUGCUUCUUGAUCUUCAUGGUAAUCCUUGCUGUUUCAAGUGUUUUCAUUUACCUUUUCCUUCCAGAAACAAAGGGAAAAUCCAUCAUGGAAAUUACAAUGGAGUUUAAUAAGUUGAAUUAUGGAAAGACUCAUGUUUUUCCUACAGAAAAUAAUUACCCAAAGGAAACCAGUUUUUGUACCAGGCUUUAACUCCCCAGUUUCGAAUCUCUAUUUCUUAGGGAGUUGUCCGUUGUGUUGCUGAUACAAAUGAAACUGUGGCAUUCAUCCAAGCUGGAACAUUUACAGUUACAUUGCUCUGUCAUUCUCUCGGCUUCACAGAGAGCUUCAUCAGUGAAAUCCUCCUGUUUACAUCCUGUUAACCAGAAGAUCUGACUAGGCCCUUCCCCAAGAUAUGUUGCUGGGAGCUGCCUGUGUGUCCUAACACUGCCUCUCCUUUUGUGUUGUGGUGCUAACAUGUUCCAGCCCCACAAAAUGCCAUUCACCAGUUGCUGUGUCCCAGAGGAGCCCUCCCAAGUCGUCGAACUGAAGCUCAAAGGCUGUGAAUGAAGCCACCAUGGAGGAGGGAGACGGUGCAGUUUCCAUGGCCCACCCUAGAAGGACUGGAAGCAAUGGCCUCAGGCAGCCAGUGUGAGCCAAGCCCUGCAUCCCAAUGCCAGUAAUGGAUUGGUGGUGCUAAUUCUUUUUACAUGAGUAUUUAAUUGCUUUGAGUGCAAAUACUGGAGGAAAAUAGAGCAUAAAUGAAAUAAAUAACAAUAGCUAAUAGGUGAGGAAGAUAAGGGUAUAAGUUCCACAAAGGGAGGUCCCUGUGCCUAGAAGCCUCUUGAUGCCAGCACUGAGCGACAAAGACCGGAAGACUGAGGGAAUCCAUCUACUGAAAUCUGCACAUGUGCUCUUCACACCUUAUGUUCAAUCCCAACUAGCGUACAUACUUGGUACUUGCACGUUUGUUUUUUUAUAAGCCAUUGUUGCGUGUGACCAGGACCUGAAGAGUUUUAGUCUGAAUGAGCCACAGGCUGAUCACCCUCCUGUUUGAAGCUCUUCAAUAUGUAAGACACACACACACUCAACUUGCUCCCUCCAGCGCAGCUAAAACCAGGCAGGUUCAGAUGCAAAGCUUACAAGAUGCUACUACCAAUAUCUAAGACAAGAGUGGCCUGUUGGGAGCUUGACAUGAACCCUAUUGGAUUGGUACUGAGUCUCUCCCCUCACCUCCCCAUAACAAGUCAACAGCACUAUUAGCUCUGCCAUGAUGUCUCCCUAUCAUUCACCUAGAAUCUUACGUACACAAAGACGAAUUGUAAAUCCCCAAAGCAUUUCUCUCAUUCUCCAAGGACCUGGUCUCGUUAGCUCACAAAGCAGUGUCAGAUGUUGACAUAAGAAGUGGGCCUUCCUCAUCCCUAUCUCUCCUUUUGUAUAUCCGAAGGGUUGAAAACACUCCGUUUGAGUCAUACCAGUAAAGGGGCGAUAGGG
This is a messenger RNA of Elgaria multicarinata webbii, 2833 nucleotides long. Its product is annotated as solute carrier family 2, facilitated glucose transporter member 11-like. The record is from RefSeq and is a predicted model, not a curated record. Gene Ontology annotation, biological process: monosaccharide transmembrane transport. The transcript has 12 exons. Gene Ontology annotation, molecular function: hexose transmembrane transporter activity. Gene Ontology annotation, cellular component: plasma membrane. The coding region runs from base 53 to 1552 and encodes 499 amino acids. Lineage: Eukaryota; Metazoa; Chordata; Lepidosauria; Squamata; Anguidae.